Messenger RNA from Rosa chinensis, 2964 nucleotides. Its product is annotated as G-type lectin S-receptor-like serine/threonine-protein kinase At1g34300. Bases 323 to 2698 code for a protein of 791 amino acids. The transcript has a single exon. Gene Ontology annotation, molecular function: protein serine/threonine kinase activity; ATP binding. Gene Ontology annotation, biological process: recognition of pollen; protein phosphorylation. Lineage: Eukaryota; Viridiplantae; Streptophyta; Magnoliopsida; Rosales; Rosaceae. The record is from RefSeq and is a predicted model, not a curated record.
CUCUUUGUCCUCUUGCUUCAUUUUGCCCAGCCAACAAGGCACUGCGUGGCACCCCGUAAGCUUUACGCCACACAUAAAUAUGGAUAUUCAUUAUUCAUCCAAGAACAGAUCGAGGGGCCUCCCGCCAUUCCUCUCUGCUCAGCCAGGUUCCAAGUCAACAGAAGACUUGAGAAGUCAAGCCCAGACUAGUCAUUCAAACCCGGGUUGGCCGUCAUUAAAAAUCACCACCCAACAAUGCGAUCGUAUCAGCCUCACCUUCCCGAGUUAAUAUACAAAACCAAAUCUGCCUACCAUCUCCAGAUUCUACUCAAUCCCCAAAACCAUGUCUACCUUCUUCCUCUUCCUCCUCCUCUUCAUCUUCACCAUCUCAAACCCGCCACCCUCCUUCGCCGAACAAACCCUCUCCUUCUCCGUCUCCAACUCUCCAUGGACCCCACAAAGCAAUCUCACCCUCCUCUCCCCCAACUCCCACUUCGCCGCCGGCUUCCGCCCCCUCCCUUCUUCCCCAAACCUCUUCAACUUCUCCAUCUGGUUCCGCAGCACCUCCGCCCCAAACGUUGUCUGGUCCACCAACCCCCCGCUGGGCCCCUCCGCUACUCUCUCCAUCACCUCCACCGGAGCCCUCCACCUCUCCAACUCUUCCUCCGGUCAAAACCUCUUGCCAGGAAACACCUCCGCCGCUCGAAACACCACCCAACUCAAGCUCCGAAACGACGGUAACUUAUUCUACGGUGCUUGGGACAGCUUCGCCUUCCCGACCGACACCGUAUUACCAAACCAAUCCAUGGAAGGAAACAUCACGCUCGUCUCCAAAAACGGCAAGUUCCGGUUCACCAACUCGACCAAGCUCGUCUUCAACCUCACCGAACAGUACCAGGACCUGACCGACGCCUUCAAGAACCUCGACUUCGACGGCAAGAUGACGCAGGCAAACGGCAAGUCGUUCAUCGUCUCCGACUUCGGGCUCAACCGCUCACGCAGACUCACCCUCGACAACGACGGCAACCUCCGCAUUUACAGCUUCGAUCCGAGUAUCGCGGACUGGACAGUUGUCUGGCAAUCCGGCUACGAGCUCUGUCAGGUGCACGGCACGUGCGGACCCAACGCCAUUUGCGUCAGCGACGGUACUAGCUCUAGUUAUGACUGCGUCUGCCCGCCUGGGUUUCAACCAGCACCGGGAGCCAUUGAAGACCAAGGAUGUCAGAGGAAAAUCCCUCUUUCCAAAAAUACCAAAUUUCUAAAGCUUGAUUACGUCAACUUUACCGGCGGGUCAAACCAGACGAAUUGGCCCGCAACUAACUUCAGCAUAUGCGAGUCAAGAUGUCUGAGAAGAGCUAACUGUGAGGGAUUCAUGUUCAAAUACGACGGCAAAGGCUACUGUGUGCUGCAGCUGGAUCGGUUGCUGUACGGGUACUGGUCGCCGGGAACCGAAACCGCUAUGUUUCUCCGGGUGGACGGAGCCGAAAAGGAUCAGACCAAUUUCACAGGCAUGACGGAGCUGCUGGAGACGACGUGUCCGGUGCAGAUUAGCCUCCCUCUGCCGCCGCAAGAGUCGAACGCUACCACCAGGAACAUAAUUAUUAUAUGCACUCUGUUUGCUGCUGAGUUGAUUUCUGGGGUGCUGUUCUUCUGGGCUUUUAUCAAGAAGUACAUAAAGUACAGAGACAUGGCUCGGACGCUUGGGCUUGAGUUUCUUCCGGCCGGCGGGCCCAAGCGGUUUUCGUACGCCGAGCUGAAAGCAGCCACCAAAGACUUCUCGAAUCUGAUCGGGAAAGGUGGGUUUGGGGAUGUUUACAAAGGAGAGCUGACGGAUCAGAGGGUGGUGGCGGUCAAGUGUUUGAAACACGUGGCCGGCGGCGACGCCGAGUUUUGGGCGGAGGUGACAAUCAUUGCACGGAUGCACCACCUCAAUUUGGUCAGGUUGUGGGGCUUCUGCGCGGAGAAAGGUCAGAGAAUACUAGUCUAUGAGUAUGUUCCUAAUGGGUCCCUAGACAAGUACCUUUUCCAACCGGGUCGGGUUUUGUCAACGGAUCAGGACUCGGAAAAUGUAGCCCCGGUGGCAGAUGCAGAGAAACCGAUUCUUGAUUGGGGAAUAAGGUACCGAAUUGCGCUGGGCGUGGCGAGAUCAAUUGCUUAUUUGCACGAGGAGUGUCUCGAAUGGGUUUUGCAUUGUGAUAUUAAGCCGGAAAAUAUACUUCUCGGCGACGACUUUUGCCCGAAAAUAUCGGACUUCGGGUUGGCCAAGCUGAAGAAGAAGGAGGACAUGGUGAGCAUAUCGCGGAUGCAGGGGACCCGCGGGUACAUGGCGCCCGAGUGGGUCAAGAUGGACCCGAUCACGCCCAAGGCUGACGUGUACAGCUUCGGAAUGGUGUUGUUGGAGCUUGUGAGUGGGGUCCGGAAUAACGAGAUUCAAGGGUCGAUGAUAGAGAGCGAGGAUUGGUAUUUUCCGAGGUGGGCGUUUGAUAAGGUGUUUAAGGAGAUGAACGUGGAGGACAUUCUUGACCGCCGGAUCAUGCAUUGCUACGAUAGCAGGGCGCAUUUUGAUACGGUGAACCGAAUGGUGAAGACGGCGAUGUGGUGCCUUCAGGACCGGCCGGAGAUGAGGCCGUCGAUGGGGAAGGUGGCUAAGAUGUUGGAAGGGACGGUGGAUAUCACGGAACCUAAAAAGCCCACUAUAUUUUUCCUUACCGACGACUAGAAUGUCUAUUACUAUAAUAAUGUGAAUUUUUUUUUUUUUGGAUAAUAGAAAAAAACAAGGCUGCAAAGUAGCACCCCUAAUACAAUAACGAUGUGCUCUUUGGUGGCGGCCCGUCAUAUUUUUCUGUUUUACACACGACUUUUGUUAAUAGGCGUGUGUUAUCUUGUACUUUUGGCAUUGGACUAAUGCCCUCCCAAUCCAAAAUAUGUUGGGCUGCCAAUCAAGGAAUAAAACUACUUUAAAGUCCAAUAAUGGCCGAAGAUAGA